Molecule: messenger RNA, 1560 nt
Organism: Cotesia glomerata
Lineage: Eukaryota; Metazoa; Arthropoda; Insecta; Hymenoptera; Braconidae
Gene: WDR79
Product: telomerase Cajal body protein 1
Exons: 5
Coding region: 126-1484 (452 amino acids)
Biological process (GO): Cajal body organization
Cellular component (GO): Cajal body
Molecular function (GO): protein binding; RNA binding
Source: RefSeq, a predicted model, not a curated record
AUUAAAGUUGAAAGUUGGAGUAAGUAACACGUGUGAUUCGUGAUUGUUUGUAAACAACAAGUAGAAAAUGAUAUUUAAACUAAAAUAAAUAAAAAUCAACAAUCAAGUUUUAACAGGAGACAACAAUGGAUAGUGAAUUACCCAGCGAAAAAAUGGUCACUGAUCAAAUUUUACCGUCACCUGACGUUGAAGAAUCAAAAAUUGUUGACAGCUUAGAUUUGCCGUCCCAAGUCAUUGAUGAAUCUGAAAUAAACAAUAGUGAAAAAACAGAUGAACUGGCACCUGUAGAAGUAGAAGGAACUGAACCGCAGGAUUCAGUAGAACCAAAACCUGAAGAAACUUCCCUCACUUCUCCAGAAAAAACAGACCAAGUUCUUGAGCCUCUAGAAGCUGAAAAGACUGAGGUAAUAAACUUCUACGACUGGACCCAGAUACCGCGGCUUAUUUGCUCAGUUGCAGAAGAACCCGCAACUGAGUUGGAAAAUCUGACUCGUGGAUGUUCCUGGUCGCCGGAUGGUACGUGUCUUUUGGUACCGUCAGCUGAUUUUAGGAUCCGAGUCUACGAGCUGCCUCGAGAACUCUAUUCAGGAUCAAUGCCGAUAGAGCCUCUGGCUCCAUUGAAUCCAGCGUUUAAAGUUAAAGAGGGAGGUCUCGUUUAUGAUACUUGCUGGUACCCGUGGAUGAGCUCUUGGGAGCCUGAAACUUGUUGCUUUCUCAGUACUAGUAAAGAAACUCCUAUUCAUUUAUGGGAUGCGUUUACAGGGGCUCUGCGUGCUACUUAUCGAGCUUAUAAUCAAGUUGAUGAGGUCGAAGCAGCAGUUAGUGUACAGUUUGCAGAGUCUGGUAGCGUUAUAUGGUCUGGAUUUAACAACGUGCUACGAUCCUUCGACACUAACAGACCAGGAAGACAAAUAAACGAUGUAUUCUUAAAAAAUGACUUUCCAAAUACGCGUGGGAUCAUAAGUUGUAUCCGUGAUAAUCCAGCAAUGCCUGGGUUAAUCGCUUUUGGCACUUACUCUAAAUGCAUUGGAUUAUACAAAGAUGGACCUCUGUGCGUCUUGAAUACUGACAGCGGAGUAACCCAAAUAGAAUUCAGUCCUUGUGGUACCAAACUGUACUCAGCAGUAAGACGCAGCAACGAAUUUAUUUGCUGGGACUUACGCAACCCAGGAAUCAUCUUGAACUCAUUUGAAAAACGACAAGCUGAUACUAAUCAGCGCAUACAAUUUUGUAUUAAUAACAAUCAAAUUAUUUCGGGCGGUACUGAUGGAAUAGCAAGAAUUUGGACCCUCGAUGACUCAGCUGACACAGACCUUUGUCCUUUUUGGAGUGUUAAAUUAUCGGAUGACUGUAUCAAUGGAGUCAGUGCUCACAAAACGCUGCCUAUAUUGGCGACUUGCGCUGGCCAGCGAUUUUUGGACGAAGACAAGACUAGGGAUAACAGCGUUAAACUUUGGUAUUGUGGAACUGCAGCUCAAGACUAGAUCAAAAUCGAUGUAAUACAUAAAAUCCAAUACUUUAAAUUGUAAAUAACUAAAUCUAAAUAAAAAUUACAAAUUA